Molecule: messenger RNA, 1037 nt
Organism: Umbelopsis ramanniana AG
Lineage: Eukaryota; Fungi; Mucoromycota; Umbelopsidomycetes; Umbelopsidales; Umbelopsidaceae
Exons: 5
Coding region: 21-962 (313 amino acids)
Biological process (GO): nucleotide metabolic process
Molecular function (GO): ATP binding; ATP:ADP adenylyltransferase activity
Source: RefSeq, a predicted model, not a curated record
CGCACGUUGUUCAAUUUGUAAUGAUAGAAAAACUAGAAACGCUAAUCGAGAACAAGUACAAUACUGCUUUGCAGAAUGGAAGUCUCUUCUUUUUCGAAACAGAAACAGAAACAAAAACGCAAGAUGGAAUCGAGUUUCAAAUCACAAAUGCGCCUUCUUUGUUAUCGAAACCCAAAUCUGCAGACGUAAAAAAUGGAGCUGGCAAUGAAGACCCGUUCGAAAACCCAAACCCAGAGCUACACGUCAAAGACCUCAAGGACCAUCGUUUGCUCCUCAACAAAUUUUGCGUUGUCCCUCACCACCUCCUCGUUGUAACAAAAGAGUUCAAGAAGCAAACAGAACCGCUUUUGCCAAGUGACUUGAGAGCUACAUGGGAAGUUCUUGCCCAACUGCCUCAGCCAUCAAUGGCUUUCUAUAACUGUGGUGAAUUAUCAGGCGCAAGCCAACCACACAAGCAUAUCCAAAUCGUCCCACUUUCAAAGGCCACAUUCUCCCCGCCAAUUAGUGUCGUUUAUGAACAUAUUCCUGGUCGUAAGGCUGGUGAGAUAUACACUAUCAAGAGUCUGCCCUACAUCCAUGUUCUUGUUCCUUUGGAUUUGAACUUCAUUGGAUCAACCACAGACAUGGACAUGGUAGAAGAUUAUUUGGGACAAAUGUUCUUCGGUCUCUUGGAUAGUAUGAUACAACAGCUUCGAGAAAACGAUAGCGAAAUAACUUUCUCUUUCAACUUCAUUCUUACCCACCAGUAUAUGAUGAUGGUUCCUCGACAAAAGGAGCAUUGGGAGGUUGCCGAGAAAGGCAUCAAAUUGAGCGUCAACUCAAUGGCAUUUGCUGGCCUAUUGUUGACUAAGACUGCAGAAGAGUUAGAAACUUUGAAGCAAACCAAUAUUAUAGAUCUUUUGUGCGAAGUGGGCGUCCGUAGAGGCGAAGGUGUUGGGAACUCUGUGCCAGAUGAAGCUUGAAAGUUUGAAUUCAUCAUUGGGACUGCUGAGACUCGCUGUCACUGUAUCCAAUAAAAAAUUACUUUUACCCUAAGA